AUGAAGGCAUUAUAUCAUCACCUAUGUGAUCAACAUAUCGGUCGUAAAUCGACAGGGAAUUUAACCUUGAAAUGUCAUUGGAAGAAUUGUGACACAGUCUGUGUGAAGCGUGAUCAUAUCACAAGUCAUUUGCGAGUGCAUACGCCACUCAAACCACACAGUUGUGAGGUUUGUGGCAAAGCAUUCAAGCGCCCUCAAGACUUGAAGAAGCAUGAAAAGAUUCAU
This is a messenger RNA of Melampsora larici-populina 98AG31, 225 nucleotides long. RefSeq lists its product as uncharacterized. Gene Ontology annotation, cellular component: nucleus. The annotation marks the transcript as partial. The record is from RefSeq and is a predicted model, not a curated record. The transcript has 4 exons. Lineage: Eukaryota; Fungi; Basidiomycota; Pucciniomycetes; Pucciniales; Melampsoraceae. Gene Ontology annotation, biological process: positive regulation of transcription by RNA polymerase II.